Messenger RNA from Phaedon cochleariae (mustard beetle), 1692 nucleotides. The record is from the annotation of a GenBank genome assembly. Lineage: Eukaryota; Metazoa; Arthropoda; Insecta; Coleoptera; Chrysomelidae.
AGUAAGAAGAUAGAGACGUUGGGCAGAAUGACGGCGAUGACGCAGGAGGAGAUCGUGGCGGCCGUGAAGACGGUCGCGCAGGGCCUGGAAGCCCUGCGAUCGGAGCACGCGGGUAUCCUACACGGGAUGCACGAGGCGCCCGACCAGGUGGUGGGAGAGCGCGCGGGCCUCGUGCAGCAGAGCGCCGAGAUGAUCGAGCUGGGGUUAGGCGAGGCGCAGGUCAUCCUGGCUUUGGCGGCCCACCUCCAACUCGUCGAGGCGGAGAAGCAAAAGUUGCGCACCCAAGUGCGCCGCCUGUGCCAGGAGAACGCUUGGCUGCGCGACGAGCUGGCGGCCAAUCAGCAGCGGCUGCAGUCCAGCGAGCAGGCGGUGGCGCAGCUGGAGGAGGGCAAGCGCCAUCUGGAGUUCAUGAACUCGAUGAGCAAGUACGAUCAGGACGUGGAGGAGGGCGGGGCGGAGCAUGCGAGGCAGGAGAAGGCGGAUCCGGUGGUGGAUCUGUUUCCCGAUGACGAUAACGACGACAGGCACAAUAUGUCUCCCACUCCUCCCAACCAGCUGCAGCUGUCGCAGCAAGUGAACGCCGGCUACGAGAUCCCGGCUCGAUUGAGGACGCUGCACAAUCUGGUCAUACAGUACGCGUCGCAGGGCCGUUACGAGGUGGCCGUGCCCCUUUGCAAGCAGGCGUUGGAGGAUCUGGAGAAGACCAGCGGCCAUGAUCAUCCCGACGUCGCCACCAUGCUGAACAUACUGGCGUUGGUCUACAGAGACCAAAACAAGUACAAGGAGGCGGCCAAUCUGCUCAACGACGCUUUGGCGAUCAGAGAGAAGACGCUGGGCGAGAACCAUCCCGCCGUCGCCGCCACCCUCAACAACCUGGCCGUGUUGUACGGCAAGCGGGGCAAGUACAAGGAGGCGGAGCCCCUCUGCAAGCGGGCGCUGGACAUCAGGGAGAACGUGCUGGGCAAGGAGCAUCCGGACGUCGCUAAGCAGCUCAACAAUUUGGCUCUGCUCUGUCAGAAUCAGGGCAAAUACGAGGAAGUGGAAAAGUACUACCAGAGGGCGCUCGAGAUCUACGAGAAGCGGCUGGGAGCAGACGAUCCGAACGUCAGCAAGACCAUGAACAACCUGGCGUCCUGCUAUUUGAAGCAGGGUAAAUACAAGGAGGCCGAAGUGCUCUACAAGCAGAUCCUCAACAGGGCGCACGAGCGAGAAUUCGGGACCAUUGACGACGAAAAUAAACCGAUAUGGCAAGUAGCGGAAGAACGAGAAGAGAACAAGGCGAAAAACAAAGAAAACGCCCCUUACGGAGAAUACGGGGGAUGGCACAAAGCCGCCAAAGUCGAUUCUCCUACGGUAACCACCACCUUGAAAAAUCUCGGCGCCCUCUAUAGGCGACAAGGGAAAUACGAGGCCGCCGAAACGCUAGAAGAUUGUGCCCUGAGGAGCAGAAAAGAGGCUCUGGAUAUCGUGAAACAUUCGAGGAACAUUCUGGGCGAGGACAAGCGGAAAUUGGGAAACUUGAAAGAGAAAACUUCGCGAAGGGGUUCCAGGGAAUCCCUGGAGAUGGCGUAUGAUGGGGAAGAGCCAGGCACAGCGAGAACCCCAGACACUGAAAGGACUGGCUUGAAAUCGAAAUUGUUCAAUGCGCUCGGCAUUGUCCAAUCGCCCAACACGAAACAACCCAGCACCUAA